Molecule: messenger RNA, 1837 nt
Organism: Coccidioides immitis RS
Lineage: Eukaryota; Fungi; Ascomycota; Eurotiomycetes; Onygenales; Onygenaceae
Product: alpha-mannosidase 1
Exons: 8
Coding region: 70-1629 (519 amino acids)
Biological process (GO): N-glycan processing; carbohydrate metabolic process
Cellular component (GO): endoplasmic reticulum; Golgi membrane
Molecular function (GO): calcium ion binding; mannosyl-oligosaccharide 1,2-alpha-mannosidase activity
Source: RefSeq, a predicted model, not a curated record
CGUACCUACGGAGUACGGAGUCGAUCCUUUGAAGAGGGAAAAAAACAAAAAAAAAUUAUAAUAAUAAAGAUGAAGGGAUCCCCCGUACUCGCCGUAUGCGCUGCAGCGCUGACGCUCAUUCCAUCUGUCGUUGCCCUUCCCAUGAUUGAUAAGCACCUCCCAAGCUCCAUCGGUCAAUCUUCCUACAAGACGAGUCGAGAACGAGCCGAAGCCGUCAAAGAUGCCUUCAGAUUUGCCUGGAAUGGGUAUUUGGAACAUGCAUUCCCAAACGACGAGUUACAUCCGGUGUCCAAUACGCCCGGCAAUUCUCGGAACGGCUGGGGCGCUUCUGCCGUCGAUGCGCUCUCGACCGCGAUCAUCAUGGACAUGCCAGACGUCGUCGAGAAGAUUCUCGACCAUAUCUCCAACAUCGACUACUCCCAAACAGAUACCAUGUGUAGCCUGUUUGAAACCACCAUUCGCUACCUAGGAGGCAUGAUAUCCGCCUAUGAUCUGCUGAAGGGACCUGGUUCACAUCUUGUGUCGGAUCCUGCAAAAGUCGACGUGCUGCUUGCGCAAUCGCUGAAACUGGCCGAUGUACUGAAGUUCGCCUUCGAUACAAAGACUGGCAUACCGGCAAACGAGUUGAAUAUCACGGAUAAGUCUACGGACGGUUCGACAACUAACGGGCUCGCCACAACUGGCACCCUAGUCUUGGAGUGGACUCGUCUCUCGGACAUAACUGGCGACCCGGAGUACGGCAGGCUAGCACAGAAGGGGGAAUCGUACCUCCUCAACCCACAACCGUCAUCGAGCGAGCCAUUUCCCGGCCUGGUCGGUCGCACUAUUGACAUUGAGACGGGCCUAUUCCGCGAUGAUUAUGUCAGUUGGGGAGGAGGAUCGGAUUCGUUUUACGAGUAUCUUAUCAAGAUGUACGUCUAUGACAAGGACCGGUUUGGAAAGUACAAGGAGAGGUGGGUGACUGCCGCCGAAUCCACCAUUAAACACUUAAAAUCUUCGCCGUCUACUAGAAAGGACUUGACAUUUGUGGCGACGUAUUCCGGGGGGAGACUCGGUCUCAACUCUGGUCAUUUGACAUGCUUUGAUGGCGGUAAUUUCCUCCUGGGAGGCCAGAUACUUGACCGAGACGACUUCACCAAGUUUGGGCUCGAGCUUGUUGAAGGCUGCUACGCUACGUAUGCUGCGACCGCAACGAAAAUCGGCCCCGAGGGAUUCGGCUGGGAUGACACGAAGGUCCCUGAGGCCCAAGCAGAAUUCUACAAAGAGGCCGGGUUCUAUAUCACAACCAGCUACUAUAACCUCCGACCGGAGGUCAUCGAGAGCAUCUAUUAUGCUUACCGAAUGACGAAAGAUCCUAAGUAUCAAGAGUGGGCAUGGGAUGCCUUCGUGGCGAUCAACGCAACGACGCGCACAAGCACCGGUUUCACCGCCAUUGGGGACGUCAAUACGCCAGACGGAGGUCGAAAGUAUGACAACCAGGAGAGCUUCCUCUUUGCUGAAGUGAUGAAGUACUCCUAUCUCAUCCACUCACCAGAAGCAGACUGGCAGGUAGCCGGUCCCGGAGGAACGAAUGCAUACGUAUUCAACACCGAAGCACAUCCGGUGAAGGUCUUCAGCAGGGGGUGUUGAUACUGCGUUCUGUCAUGGCGCGCGGAGAUGCGGAAGUUUCGUGACGACUUGCUGGACCUUUUUUUUGCGAUGGAGAGUAGUUAGUUGAUGAGGUCGAGCAAAUUGCUCUGUAGGAGCCUGGCGAGUGUGUUUUGGACGUAGUACUCCGUAGCCAGCCCACAGCAAAAUCCACCCUAUGAAUGAAAAGUGUGUCAAGCACAUCUGUACA